AGGUCGAGGCCUGCCCUCCCAGUGUUGCUGAGAGAAGGGCGGGAAGGAGGGAGGAAGCGGGCCUUUCGGGGACAGGCGCUGGGCUUCCCCGGGGGCCAUGGCGAGCAGCCUGCGGCAGGUGGCCCUGCUGGGCGCCGCGGUGGCCGUCGCCGGAGGGGUGGCCUAUGCCGCCUGGAAGAGCUACGCCUCCGCCCCGCCGGCGCCCCCUUUCCUGGAGGCCAAGGAAGAGUCCCCGCUGGGGAGCGCCCCUCCGCCUCAAGAGCCGCAGGAUAAACCUCCUGGGAGGCAGAUCUUGGUUCUGGGCCUGGACGGGGCUGGAAAAACCAGUGUUCUCCAUUCGCUGGCAACUAACCAAGUAAAGCGCAGCACAGCUCCCACAGAAGGCAUCAAUGCUGUGUGUAUCAACACAGAGGAAACCAAAAUGGAAUUCCUAGAAAUUGGUGGGAACGAGACGUUACGUGACUAUUGGAAGAUGUACUUGCCAAAAGGCCUGCUGCUAAUCUAUGUUGUGGAUUCAGCUGAUCAUGAACGCCUACCAGUUGCUAAGAAGCUUCUUCAUCAGCUUGUCCAAAGUAACUCCACCUUGCCUGUUAUGGUUCUGGCCAAUAAGCAGGAUCUUGGAAGCGCAUACUGUAUCACAGACAUUCAUGAGGCUUUGGCAUUGUCCGAACUUGGAGACGAGAGAAAGAUGUUCCUCAUUGGUACUCAUGUGGCAAAAGACGGCUUAGAGAUCUCUUCUAGUUUGAAAGACACACGGGAACUGAUUUCACAACUAGUAUCAGAAGCUCUGUAAUAGGAAAUGGAAUGGGCCACCACAACAGGGCACACCAGUAUUCUUGUAUUGCCAGCCAUAAAUUGUUACUUUAAAUUAAGAUCUGGCAGAUAUCCUCAGGUAUGGUGUUCCAAGGAAGACGAUUUUUAAGAAAUGGGAAGACCAUUUUUAAAUGUAUUUAUGUUUAUUUGAAAAGUAGCGCUGUCUUUGAAAUGUGGAACAAAAGUGGAAUUACUGAACCUCCUUAAAUGAAGGAAGCACAUGCCGCUUCUGUAGGUAACUACUGUUGAUUUUAGCUGAAGCUGUGUACAUGUUAAUUGGGAAGCUGGAGAAAAAGUAUAUUUACACUGAAAGGAACCUUUGAUGAAUGUAGCAUAAAGAAGCAAGGACUAAUUGCAUACAUUCAGAGAGCCGUUUGUGUUCCUCAUUAACUCCACGGCCGUUUCCUCUUAGAUUUAUUUUCUUCAUUGGAAAGCUGUUUCCUAUUACAACACUCCUUUGGUGUAAGUGUACAUAUUCUUAUUUAUUCAUGUUCCCUAAGUAAUACUGAACAGGACAUUAGAUUCAGAGAGAGCUGCUGGACCUAAUCAUUGGGAACGAGGACAUAUAUAGAUUAUUGCACCCAGCAUUUAGAGAGCUUUGAAUUUUCCAGGCAUUCAGAUAAGAUCCCAGUUUAGUUGCCCAUUUCUCCCUCUGCAGUGAAGGAAUCAAUGUGCAGGUGGCCCUAUCUACUUCCUAACCUUGUUAAUGCCUCUUCUUUCUUUCUGGAAAGAAAAACAAACAAAAUCUCAUGAGCAUGCUCAUUUCUGAGGAUUUUGGUAUUCAUGAACUAAUAAUACUAGAAAAUGAUGCUUUUCCUGUAGUUUGGUUUCCUGUGACACACAGGACAACCUCCAUAUGUGUGGAACUGAUACCCAUGGUUUUGUUUUUCCACAUCCACAAAAUAUGUCCUCUAGGCAUUUUCUAAGUCCUCCAGGGUAACUUUGUGGUAUUAGGCCCAAAGUUCUCUAUUAUAAUAGUGUUUGCUGUUAUCCACAGUUUUGCAUAUCCACACAGUCCAGGAACAUGUUACCUGUGGAGAUGGGAGUCAUAUUGUACUUAUGGUCUGUGGGGAAAUAUUAGUGACUCCCACAAUACUUUUGCAUUUUCACAAGCAUCUUGUAGGAUGGUUUUAAGUCUGCUGUGAAAGCUCUAGAGUAGUAUUGCUAAUAAGAAAAUCCAAUUCAUUGGGUGCUCUGCUAUAGCAGAGUCAACCUAGACACAGCAUAUUAUUUGAGAACACAGAAAUGCUGGACCACUCUGAAAACCACCAUGUCAGGCUACACAAAGAAGCCAUUGAAAUCCACAAGCAUGUGGACAAUUACAACAGAAAGGGGGAAACCAUGUAAAUGAGCAAAAUCUGGCUAACAGUAUUUUUAAAAAAAAACUCUAAAAUCAGGAUAGUAAAUAAAGAGCAACACUCAAAAAACAGGAGAAUUCCAGACAAUCAAUCAGGGCCAGUUGAAACCUCCCAACACCUCCCAGGCAGCAAUAGGCCAGGCUUUGAAGCUGCAAGACCAUUAAAUGCUGAUCAAGGUGGUCAGUUGCAACAUUCACACUUGCCUCAAACAGACGAGAGUUAUUUCUCCCUCCGUGGUUAUUUCACAGAUGUCAGAUCCUGUGGCCUAGUUUCCAACAGACCUCACAACCCCUGAGAAUGCCUGCUAUAGAUGUGGGUGAAAUGUCAGGAGAAAAAGCCUCUGGAAUGUGGCCAUACAGCCCGGAAAACUCACAGCAACCCAGGCAUUUCCGGCCAUUAAAACCUUUGACAACAUGUUGCAGAAAGUGAGUUUUUGCAGUUUAAUAAUUUUUUUCAUGUUUUUAUGAUAGAACCAAUUAAGAAAUUACAUUUAUAACUGAGGAACAAAAAGCAUGUUAAAUAGUGUUUUCAUUCCAAAUUACAUAGCACAGGGAGAAUAAUCAAUUUCUUCUUUUUGAUCAGUCCAAACUCCAUGAAGUUGACACAUGAACAAUUCUAGGUGGAAGCAGAGAUGCUCUUCCACCUUUCAUCCAUUGCCCCCCCCCCAAAGUAGCUGCCUGUCUUUCAGGGUUUCACCCUAUUAAAACAGUAUUUUAAACAUUUUUCAUUAAUAUGGUUGUGAUUCCAUGCAUCUCAAAAUCUGGAUGCUUAGGAGUAGCAACUGUUUUUCUGAAACCCGCUCUUUUCUCUCCAAAGUUUCUUCUGCAUUGUCCGAAGUUGUGUGGAACUCUGGAAGGGCUGAAUGCUUUGAAGAUCUCUUUUUGCUACCAGAACAAAUAGAAAUGCAAGGUUUAGGGAGACCAGUGCAAACACAAAGCACAUCCUUUUGUUUUAUUUUCCUGUAUCAGGAGCAACUUGAGAAACUGCAAGUUGCUUCUGGUGUGAGAGAAUUGGCCAUCUGCAAGGACAUUGCCCAGGGGAUGCCUGAAUGUUUCACCAUCCUGUGGGAGAAUUCUCUCAUGUCCCYGCAUGAGAAACUGGAGCUGACAGACGGGGUUCACCCCGCUCCCCAGAUUCAAACACAACAUUUUAACCCCUUGCACCAACAGGGGGCUCCUAUCCUUUUGGUGUUUGAAUCUAUGUUUGAAUACAUCGGACUGCUGCUAUACUGAGUUUUCUUUUAAGUUCUGAAACAAUCUAUAAAAUACCUCAUGCACAUAAUCUGCAUCGGUAAAGGAAGAGCUCAAUGCAGACUUCCCCUUUCUUCCCACUUCCUUUAUGACUUUGUGAAGUGGUAUUAAGAAAACAGCAAAGGAUACAAAGAUUGACAAGGUAAAGGUGAGGUGGAAGCACUUCUUGCAUUGCAGAAAAACUGUCUAUACUUUUCAAUGUUCUUUUUGUAACAGUAGAAACAGUACAAAUGUUUUCUAGAGAGGUUUUUCCACUUGUAUGCUAAAGCAGUUCCUUUCUAUAAAAUCAAAAUAUUUUCAUCCUACUUUGCUGUCUUGAGUUUAAUUUUCCUGAAUGUGGUGUGGUCCCGAUAGUUUAUUAGACAACAGAAAUGCAACCUCAAGAGCUGGCGUAGAAGUGGCAAUCAUACAGCCCAGAUGUUAUUGGACUGCAAAUCCCAUCCCACCAGCAUAUCUAGUGCUGAAGAAUACUGGAUCUAACAAUAUUUGGAGAAACUAUUAUAUUACUCACAUAGCUUCAAAUGAAAAGGGUGGUUGAAGAAAAUGUUACUCAUUAUGCAGAGGGUUCUAGGACCAAGUCACGUUGGGGUGUAUCUACACUGUUGAAUGAAUACAGUUUGGAACCACUUCCAGUGCUAUGACUCAAUGCUGAGGAAUCAUGGAAGUUGUAAUUUAGUGAGACAUAAGCACUCUUUGGCAAAGAAGGCCAUGCUCCUAGUCCUUGCAGUUGAAAUUCCAUGGAUUGAACAGUCUUUAAUGGACACCUUGCUGAGAACAUCUUGCUGGACAUCUCUUUGAAUUCAGGUGUCCCUUUCCAGAUACCUGGCAAUAAAACCUGUUUUUAUAA
Molecule: messenger RNA, 4268 nt
Organism: Anolis sagrei ordinatus
Lineage: Eukaryota; Metazoa; Chordata; Lepidosauria; Squamata; Anolidae
Gene: ARL9
Product: ADP ribosylation factor like GTPase 9
Molecular function (GO): GTPase activity; GTP binding
Source: RefSeq, a predicted model, not a curated record